Molecule: messenger RNA, 780 nt
Organism: Acaulospora morrowiae
Lineage: Eukaryota; Fungi; Glomeromycota; Glomeromycetes; Diversisporales; Acaulosporaceae
Source: the annotation of a GenBank genome assembly
CCACAAAACGAAUAUAUUGAAGAGUCAAUAAAGCGGCAUGGACGACGUUUGGAUUAUGAAGAGCGCAAACGGAAGCGACUUGCCCGUAAAGUGCAUGACUCUUCCGCGUUCGCCCGCAAGGUUCAUGGAUUACGUGCAAAAUUGUAUAAUAGAAAGCGUCAUGCCGAAAAGAUACAAAUGAAGAAGAUGAUCAAACAAAACCAGGAGAGUUCGGCAAAACAGAAGGAUACACAGGCAGUUCCCGAAGGAGCCCUUCCUACUUAUCUAUUAGAUCGUGAAGGGCAGCAGAGGGCUAAAAUAUUGUCAAAUAUGGUGAAGCAGAAGCGUAAGGAAAAGGCAGGGAAAUGGACUGUUCCGUUACCCAAAGUACGUGGCAUCGCAGAAGACGAAAUGUUUAAAGUUGUUAAAACCGGAAAAAAUCGAACGAAACAAUGGAAGCGUAUGGUUACAAAAGCGACAUUUGUGGGUGAUGGGUUUACUCGUAAGCCACCAAAAUAUGAAAGGUUUAUCAGACCGAUGGCUUUACGAUACAAAAAAGCGCAUGUUACGCAUCCGGAGUUGGGAGCCACAUUUUAUUUGCCAAUUAUUGGUGUUAAGAAAAAUCCCCAAAGUCCUCUCUACACACAAUUGGGAGUAAUGACCAAAGGCACUGUCAUAGAGGUUAAUGUCUCCGAGCUUGGACUUGUUACAACUUCAGGAAAAGUUGUAUGGGGUAAAUAUGCACAAGUGACGAAUAAUCCCGAAAAUGACGGAUGCAUUAAUGCGUUACUGCUUGUCUGA